UCAGCGCUAGUCUUGACACGCCCCUCGAAUAUUCGUUUUCGGUGAUCGAAUGCGGGUCAGAGAGUAAACAGUUUCGAUAAAUUUUUCAUUGAUUUUGUAAUUUCGAUUGAUUGAUGCUCUGAUCGACGUUCGAAAAAUUUGUCAAUUGUUUAAAAUGACGGAACAACAGAUGGAUUGUGCAUUGGAUUUGAUGAGAAGACUGCCACCGCAGCAAAUUGAAAAGAAUUUAAGUGAUUUAAUAGAUUUAGUGCCAUCUCUGUGCGAAGAUCUAUUGUCUUCUGUUGAUCAACCUUUAAAAAUUGCAAAAGAUAAAGAAUCCGGAAGAGAUUAUUUACUGUGCGAUUAUAACAGAGAUGGAGAUUCCUAUAGAUCUCCUUGGAGCAAUACGUACGAUCCGCCACUGGAAGAUGGUUCGAUGCCUUCCGAGAGACUCAGAAAGCUAGAGAUCGACGCGAAUCACGCGUUCGAUCAGUACAGAGAACUUUAUUUCGAGGGCGGAGUUUCUUCUGUUUAUCUCUGGGAUUUGGAUCAUGGUUUUGCAGCAGUGAUUCUUAUUAAGAAGGCUGGAGAUGGUUCAAAGAGAAUUAAGGGCUGUUGGGAUUCGAUCCAUGUAGUGGAAGUCCAAGAAAAAUCUAAUGGAAGGACUGCGCAUUAUAAAUUAACUUCUACUGCGAUGCUUUGGUUACAGACUAAUAAGCAUGGAUCUGGAACAAUGAAUCUUGGAGGCAGCCUUACUAGACAAGCGGAACAAGAUGCUCAAAUAAGUGAGAGUUCUCCGCACAUUGCUAAUAUUGGACGUAUGGUCGAAGAUAUGGAAAAUAAAAUCCGAAACACCCUAAACGAGAUUUAUUUCGGCAAAACAAAAGAUAUCGUGAACGGAUUGAGGUCUGUCCAAUCUUUAGCCGAUCAGAGACAACAAGCUGCCCUCAGGCAGGAUCUAGCGGCCGCUCUUCAAAGGAGGAACGCUAAUAAUUGAUCCUGCGAGGAACAUCAACUUUCCUUCGAUUUUGAAGAGUGUCAAUAAAAAAAAAAACCAGAAAAUAUGAAACAGAUAAUCGUAAAUGAUGAAAUUAAGAUUCGAUUUGUUGCAGUCACUGUGACAAGAAUUUUCGGACGGUUUCCUGUGAUGCACAGGGUGCAAUGGUAAAGAUGAAUUUUUCCUGAAGUAUUAAAGAAUUAAAAAAAAAAAAAAAUGAAUAAUUGAUCAUCAAUUAUUAAUUAUGUCGAGUUUUCGAAUAAAAUAUUAAGAGACAUUACGAGUGCUGGGUUUUAUAUAUAGGAUGUGUUUAAAGGUAUGUAACACAUUGUAUCGAUGUAGUUUACUUGGAAGAUAAUCAGUUGACGAUAAUUUCAUAGAAUGUAUAUUUGUGUUCGAAAAUCUUUGUCCUUAAAUACAGGUAUAACAAAUUCACGUACUUAUAUGUCGUCUCAUUGUGCAAUCGUCUCUUGUAUUAUCAAUUUAAACAUACACGUAUCGAAUAUUAAUUUAAGAAAGCGUUGUUAUGACGUUUCCUUACAUUUUCAUACUUUUGAUGUAUCGUUUAUUAUUCGUUUUAUGAAUCGCUAUAUUCCUCGUUACUUCUAUAGAAAUUCGACCUAUGCGAACGUACAAAGCCUUCGUGAUAGUGCUUUAUGAAUCUUUUUUUUCUUUAUCAAAGUAAUAUGAUUUUGAUCAUCUAGUGUACAUACACGCCACGUCUAAGACUUAUAGUCAAUAAGUUACAAAAAACAUGUCUCGUAAUUGUACAAACGAGUCUAAUUUUUACAACGAAUAAAUUAGAUUAAAAAAAAAAAAGAAACAGUCAUCGGCACACAGACGCAUCUUCGUUUUUGUGUUACAUAUCUUUCGGCAUACUGCGUGAAUGCGUGUGUAUGUGUGUAUGAGUGCGCGCGCGCCCGGCGCUAGGUAUUAAGCGUGAGCACAAAUUAUAUAUAUACAUAUGUAUAUAUGUAAUGGCACUGGUAAUGUUUUUUUAACCAUUAAUAAUUAUUAAUAAUACAAAAUGUAAGAGUAUUAAUGUUUGAAAAUGUAGGAAUAUUAAAGAGAAUAUUUGCGAAUAAA
Molecule: messenger RNA, 2062 nt
Organism: Hylaeus volcanicus
Lineage: Eukaryota; Metazoa; Arthropoda; Insecta; Hymenoptera; Colletidae
Gene: cpb
Product: F-actin-capping protein subunit beta
Exons: 4
Coding region: 155-976 (273 amino acids)
Biological process (GO): actin cytoskeleton organization; barbed-end actin filament capping; negative regulation of filopodium assembly
Cellular component (GO): cytoplasm; F-actin capping protein complex
Molecular function (GO): actin filament binding
Source: RefSeq, a predicted model, not a curated record